Messenger RNA from Paramisgurnus dabryanus, 3576 nucleotides. It is a transcript of the gene c1ql4a, whose product is annotated as complement component 1, q subcomponent-like 4. The record is from RefSeq and is a predicted model, not a curated record. Lineage: Eukaryota; Metazoa; Chordata; Actinopteri; Cypriniformes; Cobitidae. Gene Ontology annotation, molecular function: protein binding.
AGGAGUCGACCGGAGACAAGAAUGAGUGGAUAGUGUUUGUGUAGUGUGUGGAAAUCUCACAGGUGUCGGAGUCUGAAGUGCAGCGUUGUUGAGCUGUCUGCGUUAUUAUUUCUCUCGACGAAAAAAGCGGGAAAGUUGCAUAUUCACGCACACUUACACGCGCUGCCUACUAAAUUAGGGUCCGAAGGGCAAAAGUGAUUAUAGCAACUUGAAGUAAACUUACCACAUUUGACUGGUUAAAACGUUUACUUAUCGAUAUUUCUGCAAUUCAAGUCUUGUGUUGGAGGGACGACAGGAGUCUUCGCGUGCAGAUGAUGCUCGUGAAUUUCACGCACCUUUAAUUGGCUUCCAAACUUUACAAAUUUUAGGACGGACAUCUGAGGAAGAUUUCUAUUUCUAAGUAAACGGAGUACAUUAUCGUUCAAGUGAGGUUGGAUUUUUCCAGUCCCACCAGCACCUACAGAAGAGGAUCACCCAUCAAUUUUUCCAAACAUCCAUACAAAUAAAUAAUAAUAAUACACAAGGAUCAAUACAUUGUGGCUCAUCAGGUUUUGAGGCAGGGCAUUGGACAAACACACGCCCAGAUUUCAUUGUGCGGGAGAAUUUUAGCACACCAGAAAAUCUUGAAACGUGGAACGGAUAAAAGAUUAUCACACUUUAAAGCGAGCAUUUGGCAUAACUAUCAGGUGUUUCGUUGGCUUUGGACCGAAUUUUGUUACGCAAGCAUAAACCUUUAUGAACUGAAUUUUGUAAUUGUUUAUUUUCCAGCUUGCCACUGCCUAUAAGAAAUCCUAAGUGGACAGAACUUGAAGUAGGAAAACAAAAAAGGUUAAUAUUGUUCAUUUAUGCAAAAAAGAGCCUUAAAUAGCUUAUUGCGUAUUACAGAAUUCUCUGUACAUUAUAUGGUAGCAAUUACCCAUACGGUAAUGUAAGAUUGUUAUUAGAAAAUUAUUUUUGAGCUACCUUAUGUUCUUGCAUCUAGUGACCCUAUAACCAUCCUUUAUUGUUUUCUGUGCCGCACCUUUCUGUUGCAGCCUCCACUGUUCCUUUCCAUUCUCUACCAGAUCUUUUGUCCGCUUUCCACCCUGUCCUACCACUAAUCCCUUCGCACCCGCUCCUUUCUGUAUGCAUCGUCCUCUUCUUGGUCUCUUUGUCUCAUCCAUAAAUUCAUCUAUUACUCUUCUCCCUAUUGGCCAUAUUCUUCUAUAGGCGUCUGUGGUGUGUCUUUCCUUUGUGUACCCAAACGCACACUCCCAAACCAUUUUUUACACUUUAGCAAGUUUUCUCUCCACCUCGACUUUUCACGCUGGCGGGUACUAUUCCACCCAAAGGAGAGGAGGACUUUUUAACGCUUGCUGCCUCCCGGCUCAGCCGCCGCAAGCGUGUCAUAGGAGCGGGCGUGGGUGUAGCCAUGGUUCUGAUCCUACUGAUCGCCAUCCCUUUACUGGUCCAUAGCACUAAGGGAGGAGGAGCUGGCAAUGCAGGAAGCCAUUAUGAAAUGCUAGGAAGUUGUCGGAUGGUUUGUGACCCCUACACAACGUCUCAUGGCCAGGAGCUAACUGCUGUUUCACCAGUACCCCCUGAUUUUCCAAACCGGAGGGGAAAAUCGGGUUAUCGGGGACCCCAGGGAAUCCCGGGACCACCUGGUCCACGAGGACCACCUGGAGAGCCAGGAAAGCCAGGUCCGCAAGGGCCCCCGGGUCCUGGCCCUGGUGGUUAUGUCCCAUCAUUCUACAGUCCUAAGAUUGCUUUUUAUGCAGGCCUACGCAAGCAGCAUGAAGGCAGUGAUGUGCUCAAGUUUGAUGAUGUGGUAACCAAUGUCGGCAACUACUAUGAGCCCAGCACUGGCAAAUUCACAUGCCCUCUACCUGGCAUCUACUUCUUCACAUACCAUGUUUUGAUGAGAGGAGGCGAUGGGACCAGCAUGUGGGCAGACCUCAAGAAAAAUGGACAGGUGAGGGCCAGCGCUAUCGCCCAGGAUGCCGAUCAGAAUUAUGACUACGCCUCCAACAGCGUGAUCCUGCAUUUAGACGUGGGAGACGAGGUGUGUGUGCAGCUGGACGGAGGGAAAGUCCACGGCGGAAACACCAACAAAUACAGCACGUUCUCCGGCUUCCUCAUUUACCCCGACUGACCUGCUCAGUUCCUCCGUAAUGCUGCUCUAUAGACACAUAUAAAGUACUGUGCAUAAACACACACACACACAUUUAAAUACACACAUGCAAUUACCCACACGCUCAACGGGCUUGAAAGAAACGGACGAGUAAUGAAGUACAAGGGCUUCACAGAUGGGAACUAUUAAACUAUAGCCUACCUUCACAAAAGCAGGUGGAUUCCUGACACGCUGUUUGUGUUGUGUGUAAAUUAUAAUCUUCAACCUAAUACAAAGAGAACUUCCCAAAAUUAAAAUGCAUAUAUAUAUAUAAAUGUCUAUAUCUAUCCUGAACUCUGACACGCUGUCAAAUUUUUAUCCAUUACAUUGUGUGCUUGUCAAUGUACUUGUCUUUACAUUUUGUGUAUCUGUCAGAAUCAGUCACUACGAUUCACAGAAAUGAGAGAAGUUCUGUUCACUCUCGGAGUUUAGUUAACAUGCUUUAUGAUGUUUCGAUAACAGAUGCAUUUACACAUGGCUGGGCUUGGGACAGACAAAACCGGUUAUUAAAUGUACUCAUCACCAUUCAGACAGCCAGUCCAAAUAGCGUAACACAGCGUAGUGAUUAAGUCUUCUGGUUCAAUACAUUUGACUUAAAGUCACUCGGAAAUAUGACGUGUAUGUGUGGUCACACAGGAGCGAAAUUAAACACCGAACGGCUCACCAUAGCCACAUGGAUGGAUUUCUGAUAUGUGUAAAGAACCUGGCCCAGACCAAAUAAUUAAUAUAUUGAGCUGGACUGAGUAGACCCUUCCAUUUAAUCCAAUACAAUUUAUUUAUUAAUACGAAACUUACCUCUUUCUAAGCAAAAUGUUUUAACAUAAAACUAAAUAUGACUUUUAUUACUAUUUAAGGCUAAGAUGUUUUAUCCCACUAGAGAGGUUAUGUUAUAAUAUAGGAAAGUUUAAUUGAUCCUAAUUAAUUACAAUCUAAAACUCCGGUUUUGAAAUCAAAAUGUGAAAAGUUAUCAGUUGACAUGCACAUAAAAUUAAUAUCACAGUCACAAAAUGUUUUAUUUGAAUUUAUUUAUAAAGUAUAUAUUUUAACAUAAAUUUAUUAAUUGUUUAUUUUAAGCAUAUUAUUAUUAUAAAAUAUAUUUAUAUUAUUUAAUAAUUAAUUUAAUUAAAAUAAAUUAAUUUUUUUAUGUUAGUUAAUUUGCAAAGUAUAGAUUUUGUUUGUCAAUAAAGGAAAAAAACAUAUAAAACAUACAAGGCUUUAACUUUUGAUAAAAACAGCACACAUCUACAUGUAACUAUGAUUUUAUAGACUUACUUUAUAGAUACACAAUAUAUAAUCCUUAUAUUUUAACAUUUAAACAGAAACAGUUGCUGACACAAGUCAAGCCAUGUGCAAAUACGCUGAUAACAUAUCAAAACAAAUAAAAACAUUCCCUAUUAAUAAACAAUUCAUUAAUAAACAAUAUU